Molecule: messenger RNA, 1219 nt
Organism: Momordica charantia (bitter melon)
Lineage: Eukaryota; Viridiplantae; Streptophyta; Magnoliopsida; Cucurbitales; Cucurbitaceae
Gene: LBD15
Product: LOB domain-containing protein 15
Source: RefSeq, a predicted model, not a curated record
GGGUGGUUCUUGAUUUUGACAACAAACUAACAUGAUCUCCAUUUCUUUUUCUCCCUUCUCUUCCUUCGAGACCAUUCUGUAAAAAGCUUGAGCUAGCUGCUGCUUCAAACCCAUGGCGAUAUGGGAAAAACAAGCAAACUCCCAAAGUCAAAACUCUCACACGUGAGGACCCAUUGAUCCCAUUUAUAUUUAUUUAUGAUUUCUUCUUCUUCUUCUUCUUCUUCUUCUUCUUCUUCUUCUUCUUCUUCUUCUUCUUCUUCUCCUCUCUCUCUUUAAUUUCUAGAUCUUCUUCUUCCAUGGAAUAAUCCUCGUACAGACAUAGCUCCCUUUGAUCUUCUUUUCUUAACUUCACUCCUUUAGUUUCUCUUUCUUUGACUCUCUACCUUGUGGUGCUUGGGUUGAGCUGAAGAUCGGAGCAUGCUUGAAUGUCCAAAGAAAGAGAGAGAUUCGACGAGAUAGCGAAGAAGAUAAAGAGAGAGACAGAUGUAUCAUCGUCAUCAAAUAAUCUUCCACACCAAAUUAUGGGAAGAAGACAGACGACGCUACAGUCUCCUCCUGGGACUCUCAACACCAUUACGCCAUGCGCGGCCUGCAAGCUUUUGAGAAGAAGGUGUGUCCAAGAAUGCCCCUUCUCCCCAUACUUCUCCCCCCACGAACCUCACAAGUUUGCCUCCGUGCACAAGGUCUUCGGUGCCAGCAACGUCUCCAAGAUGCUCAUGGAAGUUGCAGAGAAUCAAAGAGCAGAUGCUGCAAAUAGCCUUGUCUAUGAAGCGAAUGUGAGGCUGAGAGAUCCUGUGUAUGGCUGCAUGGGCGCCAUUUCAGCUCUACAACACCAAAUCCAAGCAUUACAAGUUGAACUCAAUGCAGUUAGAGCUGAGAUUUUAAGAUACAAAUAUAGAGAAGCUAAUAUCAUUCACUCUUCUCCUCAACAUGUGCCUUUUCUUUCGUCUUCGGCUGAGGUCGUUUCGAUCGCCGUGCCACCACCACCUCCACUGUUGCCUCCACCGCCUCAUUAUGACGGUUCAGCUUCUUCCUCCUCUUCAUUGUACAACCGGCCCGCCGUGGCGGUGGCGGCUGAUUAUAGUACUAUUUCAAGUGAUGAAAAUGUUCCCUACUUUGUUAGGACUUCUACUACUCAUCAAUUGGAUUCUUAGAUUUGUAGAUUAGGGUUUUAAAAGAAAGGCAAUUUUUACUUGGAAUAAGAUUGGAAGGAAAAGUU